Messenger RNA from Impatiens glandulifera, 1550 nucleotides. Its product is annotated as glutathione gamma-glutamylcysteinyltransferase 2-like. The transcript has a single exon. NCBI's taxonomy places the organism in Eukaryota, Viridiplantae, Streptophyta, Magnoliopsida, Ericales, Balsaminaceae. The record is from RefSeq and is a predicted model, not a curated record. Gene Ontology annotation, biological process: cellular detoxification of cadmium ion; response to metal ion; detoxification of copper ion. Bases 187 to 1380 code for a protein of 397 amino acids. Gene Ontology annotation, molecular function: glutathione gamma-glutamylcysteinyltransferase activity; metal ion binding.
GCCAAUCGCCCAUCGCCAUCGUUAUCGCCAUUGUUAUCGCCAUUGCUUAUAUUCCUUAUCAAGGACAGUGAAGAAGAUCAAUAAUUGAUCCAGCAAAUGUUCAUCGCAGUUCUCAAAACCCUAUUACGUUGAUUUCUGAAUCUGGGUUUACAAGUUCUUCCGAAUUCCAACUACCGAUAAACUCAGAUGGCAGCGACGGAAAGUUUUUACCAAAGAAUCCUCCCUUCUCCUCCCGCCAUUGAUUUCUCUUCCUCCGAAGGAAAACAACUAUUUCAAGAAGCCAUUCAAGGAGGUACAAUGGAAGGUUUCUUUAAACUCAUAUCAUAUUUCCAAACCCAAUCCGAACCUGCAUAUUGUGGAUUAGCAUCUCUUUCCAUGGUCUUAAACGCCUUAGCAAUCGAUCCUGGAAGAAAAUGGAAAGGACCCUGGAGAUGGUUUGAUGAAUCAAUGCUUGAUUGUUGUGAGCCUUUAGAAAGGAUCAAACUUGAAGGUAUCUCAUUUGGUAAGCUUAUCUGUUUAGCUCAAUGUGCUGGUGCAAAAGUUAAAGCAUUUCGUACAAAUCAAAGUACAAUAGAUGAUUUCCGUAAUCAUGUUAAAACAUGUAGUUCUUCAGAUGAUUGUCAUUUGAUAUCUUCAUAUCAUAGAGGAAUGUUUAAACAGACUGGAACAGGACAUUUUUCGCCUAUUGGUGGUUAUCAUUCUGAAAAAGAUAUGGUUUUGAUUUUGGAUGUUGCUAGGUUUAAAUAUCCUCCUCAUUGGGUUCCUUUAACACUUCUUUGGGAAGCUAUGAAUACUGUUGUUAAAACUAGUGGUUUAAGUAGAGGUUUCAUUCUUAUAUCUAAGCUUCGCAAACCGCUUUCACUGUUUUAUACUUUGAGAUGUAAAAACGAGAAUUGGGUUGGCAUUGCAAAGUACUUAAUAGAGGAUGUACCUCGGUUUAUAAGCUCGGAAGAUAUGAAUGAUGUGAGGAUGGUUCUUACGACGGUUUUAUCAUCAUUUCCUUCAGAUUUUGGGGAAUUCAUAAAAUUGGUAGAAGACAGUAGCCAAGAAGAAAAGGAUUGGUUUUCGAUAAAAGAGAAGAUAUUGAAGCAAGUUCAGGAGACAGGUCUUCAUAAAUAUGUGAAGGAAUUCUUCCUGGUUAGGGAAAUUUCAUGUUGUAGUGGUGAAUUCCCGACUUUGCUUCUGUUAGCCUUGCCACCUUUGGCAUGGAAUGGAAUUAGAAACCCUAAUGUUUUGCAGGAAAUAAAGGCUCUCACUUUGACUGAUGAUCUUCCUUAUUUGCUUCAAGAGGAGGUGUUACAUUUGCGAAGUCAGUUACAGCUUCUCGACAGAUGUAAUGGUAAUAGAUUGGAGGAGGAUUUUGGUGUUCCUCUACUUUAGAUUUCACAUCUAACCAUUUUUUUUAUGAUCGGUUUUAGUUUUGCUAUGUUCUAGUUAUGCAGGCAAAGCUUGCAUUAAGUUUUGAAAAGAGGAGAAAACAAGAUUCUAUACCAUUUUUUAAGAUGGGUUUCUUUUGUCACACGACUCCCACGUUUAUUAUUCUCAUUUGA